This is a messenger RNA of Enhydra lutris kenyoni (northern sea otter), 222 nucleotides long. Its product is annotated as cornifin-A-like. The coding region runs from base 1 to 222 and encodes 73 amino acids. The record is from RefSeq and is a predicted model, not a curated record. The transcript has a single exon. Lineage: Eukaryota; Metazoa; Chordata; Mammalia; Carnivora; Mustelidae.
AUGAGUUCCCUUCAGCAGAAGCAACCCUGCACCCCUCCCCCACAGCCUCAGCAGCAGCAGGUGAAACAGUUUUGCCAACCUCCACUGCAGGAACCAGGUGUCCCCAAAAGCAAGGAACCAUGCCACCCCAAAGUUCCUGAGCCCUGUCACCCCAAGUUUCCUGACCCAUGUCCCUCAACAGUCACUGCAGCACCAGCUCAGCAGAAGACCAAGUGGAAGUAA